Maylandia zebra (zebra mbuna) is the source of this 480-nucleotide messenger RNA. Lineage: Eukaryota; Metazoa; Chordata; Actinopteri; Cichliformes; Cichlidae. The record is from RefSeq and is a predicted model, not a curated record.
AUGCAGGUUCUGCAGGAGUUUCACCAGCAGCUGUUUGUGCAGAAGAACAUGGCGUUCCAGCAAGCAGCUUCUCAGCCAGACGAGCUGACCAUCGAGGAGCAGGAAAUCUUGGAGGUCAUCGAUGAUGGCGACAUGGAGGACUGGGUCAAGGCCAGAAACCGUAGCGGACAGGUGGGCUACGUCCCGGAGAAAUACCUGCAGCUGCCCUCCUCCAACAGCCUGCUGAGCAUGCUGCAGUCGCUGGCCGCGCUGGACGCCCGAUCCCAUUCCUCCAGCAACUCCACCGAACCUGAAACCGAACCCCCAACCGGCUCCGUCAACGGAGACUCGAGGAUUUCAUUCGCAAAGGCUUUGUACGACUACGCGGGACAAACGGAAGAUGAGCUGUCGUUCCCAGAAGGCGCCAUCAUCCCCAUCCUGAGCAGAGAGACCCACGAGAACGAUGGCUUCUGGGAGGGCGAGUUUAACGGCGUUGUUGGU